CUGAAGGGGACCUUACCGUUUAUCUGCACGUUGAUUUUUUGGGGGGGUUUCUUACCUGCUAGCAGCUAAUUUUUCAGCGUCGGUUUUGUUCUGGAAAUAUCCCCGAGAUGUCAGAAAUGUCUGUGACUGAGAUGUUCAGCUACAUCCAGGGCUUUUUGAGCGCCGACCAGGACGUCAGAGAGGAUAUCCGUAAGGUGGUCCAGAAUUUGGAGCAGACUGCCAGGGAAAUCCUAACUGUGCUUCAAAGUGUCCACCAGCCUUCUGGGUUCAAAGAGAUUUCCACUUUAUAUUUUACCCGUUACUUUAAUUUCAGGUUCCACGAACACUGGCGGUUUGUUCUGCAGCGGUUGGCCUUCUUAGCAGCCUUUGCUGUCUACCUGGAAAGUGAAAACCUUGUCACACGGGAGGAGGUGGCUCAGAUACUCGGAAUCGAGGUUGUGCGAGAGAAGGGCUUUCAUCUGGAUAUUGAAGAUUUCCUAGCAGGAGUGCUGAUUAUGGCCAGUGAACUGUCGCGGUUAGCAGUGAACAGCGUCACUGCAGGAGACUACAGCCGGCCGCUCCGCAUCUCCAACUUCAUCAAUGAGCUGGACUCCGGCUUCCGUCUGCUCAACCUGAAGAACGACCCGCUGCGGAAGCGGUAUGACGGUCUGAAGUACGACGUGAAGAAGAUCGAAGAGGUGGUCUAUGACCUGUCCAUACGCGGUCUGGCCAAGGAGUCGGAAUCUGGCGGUAACUAGUAGAACAUGGAGGUUUGUUGGUUUGCUGUCGGAGCAGGAGGAGGAGUGUGGCAGCUUCCUCCAGCUGGGACCUCUGCAGGAUUGUUGCAGGUUGGAGAACCUUACCCCAUCUGGAAGUUACAGACCCAGGAAUCUGCCUGGGGUCCCCAGCAGCCAAAGACAGACUGUAUGAUGGUGUGUCUGUGUAUGCGUGCUAAUGUUUCAGCAUGCAUUUGUGCAAAUGCAUGCAGGAGCGGUGGUUAAGAUGGAUGUCAGUCUGUCACAGAGGGGCAGCAGAGGCGGUAAAGGAUCUCAGCAUUCCAUUUCAGAAAAUCACGACUACAGGUUCUGUUUGUUGCAAGUUUUGGAAAUGUGUUCUCGCCUUGUUACAGCGUCAUUUGGAUUCACAGUUCAGAGUCAUGUUGUAAAAUAAAGUGAACACUGUUGGCUUCAACCGGUUUCUGGAUUAAAUUUUAUUUCUUUUGUUGACUUGUUAAUUUUGUCAAAGCUGUUUGCUGUAGGGUUUGGUUGCUAGUCAUCAUAAAGCUUUUCAACCAGACGCUCAUCCAAACUGGGUUCCUAAAGCCACAUUUAUGAAGCAAGUUUUUACACAAGUUUAAAUUUCAGUGUUUAUAAAAUAGAUAACUGUUUUUGUCACAUUGUUUUUUUUUUUUUUUAUUCUGAUUGAUAAAAUACCUACUUUACGGAUGAUAUUGAAAAAGUGAGAAGCAAAAUAAUUUACAGUUAAUUUCAACAUUUAAAACUAGUUAAAUCACCUUUAUUUAGGAAACUGUUGGAUUUUGUGCUACGAAAAUAUUGUUGAGCCAUAUUUGUAGUUUUGAUUUGUAAAAAGUGGUGGGAAAAAAAAGUCCUACAUGGCUUUCUUCUUUUUUUAAAUAAAAUAUUGCUUUCU
Molecule: messenger RNA, 1629 nt
Organism: Cyprinodon variegatus (sheepshead minnow)
Lineage: Eukaryota; Metazoa; Chordata; Actinopteri; Cyprinodontiformes; Cyprinodontidae
Gene: tsn
Product: translin
Exons: 5
Coding region: 108-737 (209 amino acids)
Biological process (GO): RNA metabolic process
Cellular component (GO): cytoplasm; nucleus
Molecular function (GO): RNA binding; sequence-specific DNA binding; single-stranded DNA binding
Source: RefSeq, a predicted model, not a curated record